Scomber japonicus (chub mackerel) is the source of this 3474-nucleotide messenger RNA. It is a transcript of the gene tango6, whose product is annotated as transport and golgi organization 6 homolog (Drosophila). Bases 87 to 3389 code for a protein of 1100 amino acids. The record is from RefSeq and is a predicted model, not a curated record. The transcript is spliced from 18 exons. Gene Ontology annotation, biological process: protein secretion. NCBI's taxonomy places the organism in Eukaryota, Metazoa, Chordata, Actinopteri, Scombriformes, Scombridae.
UCGGGCUAGUGCACAGUAGGAAACACAGUCAAUCAUUUCUAGGCUUGUGUAGGAAUAUAAAGUUAGUUAUUUGAUGUUAUGGUGAGAUGACGUCAGCUAUCCUCUCUGCUUUGAAUAUCCUAACGAAACCUCUUGGUGAGGUGCAUGAUGCUCAGUCCUCCCAGCAGGAGGCUCUCCUGGCAGCUCUGCGGGCCAACAGAGCUCUUCUCCUGGAGCAGCUUAAGACUGAGGGGGGCUUUAAUGAGGUGAGGAGGCUGAGGGAGGAGGUGAUGGCCGGGGCACACUGGUUCUCCAGUGACACAGACGACACUACAUGGGGCUUCGUCCAGGAGUGUCUCCUUCUGCUGCUCACCUUAGCACGACACCUUUCUGCUGAACUGGAGCUUUUCAAUCAGACCCCUGCUCCCUCUGCUGCUAAACUACGCACCCCUGAGAUGGCUCCACCUUUGCCCCCUGACGUCCUCAGCUUCACCCAGCAGAAGACCCUGGGAGCAGCUCUUCAGUUUGUGGUCUCUCUGGGGCUCAGCCCAUACCUGGCACCUGGAGUGGGUGUGCCACUGGGUCGCAGGUCAGCUUUUGGUGCCAUGGUGGAACAGCUGGUCCGUGGAAGGGCGGUGUUGGCAGUGGGACGGCGCCUUCUGACUACCACAAAUGUCUUGUUGCAGUUGGCAGAACUGACGUCUCUCGCCACUCUAGUGUUCACACGGCACCUGGGGGAUGUAAUGGCAGCAUUGUGCCAGCUUGGCUACCAGCCACACCGUGCAGAAGGGUGCAGCACAGAGGAGGAGAAGAUGCAGGAGGUCAGUGCUGAAGAACGUAGAGGUUGCAGAGAGGCUCUCAAAACCCUUCUGGGAAAAGUUUACCAGCCAAUUGUUAUCAAGGAGCUGCUCAUCCUACAAGGUGGACCCAAACAGUCCAGACCAGUUGGAAGCUCCAGUGGCUCCAGCAGCAGGGCAGCCCUUGGAUCAGCUCCAGCCUGGCUGAGGCGUCUGUGUGGUCAGCUGCUGUCUGAGCGUCUGAUACAGCCCAGUGGAGUCCAGGCUGUAGUCAGAGCCAUCCUGGAGGGAGGAACAGGGGGCGAGUCAGACUGGAGGAAAUGUGAUGGUGUGGCCAGGAUCCUGGUGGCCUGCCCACAACAGUCUGCCUCAGCAGACAGCUACUACAGACAAGUCUGUCCCCAGAUCCUCGACCUCCUGCACUUCAAAGACAAGCUGACAGCCCAGCAGUUCCAGCGUGUGGCCACCAGGGCGGCGCUCUCCGUGUUGGAGGAAAAGCCCAGCUUUGCCCAGCAGUACCUGCUCCCUCCUUUGCUUGCACCUCUCCACCGCUGCACCACUGCUUCCAAUGACGGUCCUUGCCUGGUUGCAGUGGAGGAGUGGGAGCUGACGCGCUGUGUGGAGGAUGUGUACAAGAUCUGGGUGGUGGGGAACAGUCCGUCAGCACCUCUCCUUAAAUCUCUGGAAGAAGUUCUUCCUGUGAUCUUCACACUCUUCUGUUUCACCAAGCAGAAUGUCUCCCACCUACGCGCCCCCUGUCAGGAGAUCUUGCAGUGGUAUCUGCGCCACGCUGAGAUAUCUGCAGCCCUGCCGGCACUGAGGCAGCUCUCAGGCCUGCAGGAGCCGAAGAACAAGGUAGCAUCGGACUUCCACUUCACCCCGGGCAGCGAUGGAGGAGCAAGGCUCAGCUGCAGAGAUGGCUGCAGUGAUGAGGACGACGCUCUGUAUGAGAAGCUGUCAGGGGAGCAGUGGAGGCUGGAGUGUCUGAUGCAGCUGCUGGCUGAACUCAAAGACAGCGACCUACCUGGAGAUUUCUUCCUGGAGCUGCUGCAGGAGCUGACCAGCUGGGCGGCAGCAGAGGAAGACGAGGAGGAGGAGGAAGAGAAACAGGAGUUAGAUGUGUCGGCCAUGACGCUCCUGGAGGUGGAGCAGCAGCUGCUGGGUCGGGCGGCGAGGCAGGGUCAGAGGCUGGCUUUGCUUCAGGUGCUGGCUGUGAUGGUGGAGUGUGUGGAGCAUACUGUGCUGCUGAGGAAAAACACACAGGUGGUGGACUUCAUGGUGUCCCUGCUUCAGAGGGCCUGUGUGGGUCUGGGUCAGGCCUCCAGUCCCAGUCUUGGAAAUCCAGUAGAGAGCCAGACGCUGAGUAUGGGGAUGGGCCUGGUGGCUACUCUGCUGUCUGCACCUCAGCUCACUGCUGAGGAUUACUCUUCUAUGUCAAGGCUGCUUUCACCACUGGAGACACUAUCUCAGAAGCACCCUGAGGUGGUCGUCCAGGAACUGGCCUCAAACCUCAGAGCUGUCAUUGCCACCCAUGGUGCUUACCAGCCUGAAAACCUCACCGCCGCCACUACUGCUCACAGCUCAAAAGACUGUGAGACAAAACCAAAGAAGAACAACAGUGUGCCUUUAAAGAAAAAGAAAAAGAUACAUACUGAAGCAAACAACUCACAGACUAGUCCUCUCUCUCCUCCUCUGGACACUAACACACCCAGCAGCACCCACACAGGACACCCUGUGUCCUCUGGAGGGUCUGCAGCAGGAACAAGUCCUAAAAGUGGAGGAAAGAGCUCUGGCAGCAGUGACCCUUCCCCUCCUACCAAAACCUUUUCUGAUUGGCUGCUAGAGGCAUGUGACCCGGAUGUACCAACCAGAGCGUUUGCCCUGAGAGCCCUGACCCGGAUGGUGCAAAACAGUGACCCAGAGGCUGUCCUGGCCCAGGAGAAGGUCCUCACUCUCUUCUUAGAAAACCUGGAGCAUGAAGACUCAUUCAUCUACCUGUCAGCCAUUCAAGGACUGGCUACACUGGCUGAUUCCUACCCUGAAAGGAUCUUGGAGAAGCUCCUAAAAGACUUCCAACAUGGCCCCUCACUGCCUACAUCUGACAAGGACCACUCCCUGGAGACCCGCCUUAAAAUGGGAGAAGUCCUGAUGAGGGCGAGUAGGGCUAUGGGGGAGCUUGCGCCCCACCUCGGUCGUCCCCUGCUGGCCGUCUUCCUGCAAGGAACCAGAGAUGUGGACCAAAGCGUACGAGCCAGCAGUCUAUCCAACCUGGGGGAGCUCUGUCAGAGACUGGACUACGCAUUGGGGCCACUGGCACAAGAGCUGAGCUCCUGUCUGACUGCUCUGAUAAAGACAGAGAAGGAAGUAGAGGUGAGGAGAGCUGCCGUCCACGUUAUCGCCCUGCUGCUACGAGGCCUCAGUGACAAAACCACCCAGGUUCUCAGUGAUGUUUUGUUGGAUCUGUACCGAGCUCUAAAGUGGGUGGUCCGCUCGGAUCCAGAUGAGGUUGCAGUGCUCCACGCUCAGCUGGCUCUGGAGGAGCUUGAUGACAUCAUGAGGAGGUUCAUCUUUCCCCAGCAAAAACUGGAAAAGAAGAUUGUUGUCCUACCGUAGAACUCAAAUUCUAUUUCUGUGGGGUCUUCAUAACCCCUUUCAUGGUUUGGACUUCAUUUUUAUAUACUAAUAGGUAGUACUGAUU